AGUUAGUUGAGCUUUGGCUGCCGGUGAAUGAAGUCGUUUGGUCCAAUAAGAACGUUGUGAAAUUUGUGUAUUUGGACGAAUUUAUUAGAAGAUUUUCGUUUCGUUUUGUUAAAUUCGGUGUCCUGUCCAGACAUAAAACAUCUAAGCAAAGUUGUAUUUUCGUAAAAUAAUUUGCAGAUUGCAAAUAAAAGAAUUUUUUUUUUUAUUUGAAAACUCUUUGACAUACCAAAAAGUUGUGAUACACGUCCGCAGUGUUAAAUGUGUACUUCGGGGAUAAAAAUAUCAUUUCGGUAACGGUUUGAAUAUUUAUGAGAGUGUAAUAUUUUUACUGAUGAAAUGAAUGAUGAAAAGUCUAAAUAAAAGGAUUAUUUAUCAUGAUUGGUGUGACACAUUACAUGGGAUUAAUUGAAAGAAACAUUUUACUAAACUUUUUUGUUUAUAAAAUGAAAAUCUGAAAUGGUAAAACUUCAUCUAUGAACGAAGCGAAGCCUAAACAUUCUUCAAGAAACUAUAAAAAAGAAUUUUAUUGUUUUACUUUUCGGUCGGUGAAUAAACAAUUCUCGUGCAUUUCUGUUCAGAAUUUUAAGUACAAAAUAAAAAAAAAACGUGAAAACGAGUCAAUGUUGAACCGAAAGAUUCGAAACCAAAACUUCCGAAAUAAACACAAUAAAUAAAAUUAAAAAAAUUCUCAAACGAACUAAAAAAGAAAAAGAAAAACGUCGUCGUAAUGUUUUCGAUGAAAAGUAGCGAUUUCGAAUUAAAGUGAGUAUUUGUUCAAAAAAUAAAAUAAAUAAAAAUAGAACGAGAAAAAUGUUCGGGAUAGCAGUUCAUCAAUCAUCCCGGCAUCAUCAUUAUCUUCAUCAAAAUCGUCGAUGGACAUGGACGCAACAAUUCGCUUUAACGCUCAUGUUGACCGUAACAUCUUCAGUAAAUGUUUUCGGAUUGGAAUAUCCACGAAUCACUGAACAUCCGAUGGACGUUAUGGUGCCGAGACAUGAUCCAGCUACAUUGAACUGUAAAGCGGAUGGUUCACCAGCUCCAAGCAUAGAUUGGUUCAAAGACGGUGAAAAACUGAAAGUUGAAUCGGGCAGCCAUAGAAUGGUUUUACCAGCUGGAGGAUUGUUUUUUCUAAAGGUGGUUCAUUCUCGCCGUGAAAGCGACUCUGGGGUUUAUUGGUGCGAAGCUAGAAAUGAACUGGGAACAGUAAGAAGCCGGAAUGCUACUUUGAAUGUUGCAGGUAAGCAAAGACAUAUUAUUAAAACAUUUGUAUCAAAAAGCGACUGUUCAUGAAUAAUAUUGGAUUAGAUUAGCUUC
Molecule: messenger RNA, 1314 nt
Organism: Bradysia coprophila
Lineage: Eukaryota; Metazoa; Arthropoda; Insecta; Diptera; Sciaridae
Gene: robo2
Product: roundabout 2
Molecular function (GO): protein binding
Source: RefSeq, a predicted model, not a curated record